Balaenoptera acutorostrata (minke whale) is the source of this 1851-nucleotide messenger RNA. RefSeq names its product solute carrier family 24 member 4 (gene SLC24A4). The record is from RefSeq and is a predicted model, not a curated record. Gene Ontology annotation, molecular function: calcium channel activity; calcium, potassium:sodium antiporter activity. The coding region runs from base 1 to 1851 and encodes 616 amino acids. Gene Ontology annotation, biological process: intracellular calcium ion homeostasis; sensory perception of smell; calcium ion transmembrane transport. Lineage: Eukaryota; Metazoa; Chordata; Mammalia; Artiodactyla; Balaenopteridae. The transcript is spliced from 17 exons. Gene Ontology annotation, cellular component: membrane.
AUGGCGCUCCGCGGCCCCCCGCGGCCGCGCAAAGUUCGCAGGAGACGAGAGAUGCUGCUGCAGCAAGUUGGCUUCGUGUGCGCGAUUUUGGCCCUGGUGUGCUGUGCGUCUGGCCUCUUUGGCAGCUGGGGGCACAAAACAGCUUCUGCUGGCAAACGUGUUUUACCAGACACGUGGAGAAGUAGAAGGCUGAUGGCAUCAGUGAACGGGACUCAGACAGCUAAGAACUGCACAGAUCCGGCGAUUCAUGAGUUCCCCACAGACCUGUUCUCCAAUAGCGAGCGACAGCACGGAGCCGUCCUGCUGCAUAUCCUUGGUGCUCUGUACAUGUUCUACGCCUUGGCCAUAGUGUGCGAUGACUUCUUCGUUCCGUCUCUAGAGAAGAUCUGCGAGAAACUCCAUCUGAGCGAAGAUGUGGCUGGAGCUACCUUCAUGGCUGCAGGAAGCUCAACGCCAGAGCUGUUUGCCUCUGUAAUUGGUGUGUUCAUCACCCACGGAGAUGUCGGGGUUGGGACCAUCGUGGGCUCUGCUGUGUUCAACAUCCUGUGUAUAAUCGGAGUUUGUGGAUUAUCCGCAGGGCAGGUGAUCCGUCUGACGUGGUGGGCCGUGUGCCGAGACUCUGUGUACUACACCCUCUCUGUCAUUGUGCUCAUUGCCUUCAUAUAUGAUGAAGAAAUUGUGUGGUGGGAAGGCCUGGUGCUCAUCAUCUUGUACGUGUUUUACAUUCUGAUCAUGAAGUACAAUGUGAAGAUGCAGGCCUUUUUCACAGUCAAACAAAAGACCAUUGCAAAUGGCAACACGGUCAACAGUGAGCUGGAGGAUGGUAAUGAUUACUGUGAUAGUAGCUCUGAUGACCCUUCCAUGCCAUUGCUGGGGCAAGUGAAGGAGGGGCCGCAGUACAGCAGAAACCCAGUGGUGAUGGUGGAUGAGGUCAUGAGCUCCAGCCCUCCCAAGUUCACCUUCCCGGAAGCAGGCUUACGCAUAAUGAUCACCAAUAAGUUUGGGCCCAGGACUCGUCUGCGGAUGGCCAGCAGGAUCAUAAUUAACGAGAGGCAGAGGCUGAUCAACUCGGCAAAUGGUGUGAGCGGCAAGCCACUUCAGAACGGGAGACACGAGCGCAUCGAGAACGGGAACGUUCCCGUGGAAAGCCCUGCAGAGCCGCAGCGGGAGCAGCCGCCGCCGGCCCCGGAGCCAGAGCUGGUCGAGGCCGCUUUCCUGUCCCCCUUCUCCAUGCCCGAGGCAAGAGGGGACAAAGCCAAGUGGGUGUUGACCUGGCCACUCAUCUUCCUCCUGUGCACCACCAUCCCCAACUGCAGCAAGCCCCGCUGGGAGAGGUUCUUCAUGCUCACCUUCGUCAUGGCCACGCUGUGGAUCGCUGUCUUCUCCUACCUGAUGGUGUGGCUGGUGACUGUUAUUGGAUACACCCUUGGAAUUCCUGAUGUCAUCAUGGGCAUUACUUUCCUUGCAGCAGGCACGAGCGUUCCAGACUGCAUGGCCAGCUUAAUUGUGACGAGACAAGGCCUUGGUGACAUGGCGGUCUCUAACACCAUAGGAAGCAACGUGUUUGACAUCCUCGUGGGACUCGGUGUACCAUGGGGGCUGCAGACCAUGGUUAUUAAUUAUGGAUCCACGGUGAAGAUCAACAGCCGGGGUCUGGUCUACUCCGUGGUGUUGCUUCUGGGCUCCGUUGCUCUCACCGUCCUCGGCAUCCAUCUGAACAAAUGGAGGCUGGACCGGAAGCUGGGGGUCUACGUGCUGGUUCUCUACGCCAUCUUCUUGUGCUUCUCCAUAAUGAUAGAGUUUAACGUCUUUACCUUUGUCAACUUGCCGAUGUGCCCAGAAGACGAUUAA